AUGGGACGCCGGUAUCCGCUGGACGUUUCUGCCUUGUUUGCCAGCAGCGGCAGGCGUUCUGACAAGCGGCACCUGUGGUCCAUGAAGCCAGAUGAAGCAGGGGGCAGUGGAAUCGCCUCGCCACAUUUCCGAACAAACGCAGACCGUCUGACAGGUGCGGCGGACUGGCGAGGGGCACCAUGCUGCGGCACGGAGUCCCGGGCCGGUGCCAUGUGCUCAUGCUGGUGCUGUGUCUGUCUGCGGCUGAAGACUUUCAGUGGACCAAGAACGAGUGGGGAGCCUUCUAUUACGGCACUUUUCCGACCGGAUUUUCAUGGGGAGCCGGCAGCUCAGCCUAUCAGACAGAGGGAGCCUGGGACAAGGAUGGCAAAGGCAUGAGCAUUUGGGACGUGUUUUCCCACAAGAAGGGGAAAAUACUCAUGAACGACACGGGAGACUCCAGUUGUGAAGGGUACUACAAAGUCAAGGAUGACAUUUCCUUAAUGAAAGAUCUGAAGCUGACCCACUAUUGCUUCUCUAUCUCCUGGCCCCGACUCAUACCCACUGGAAUCAAAUCGGACCAUGUCAACGAGAAAGGAAUAGAGUACUAUGACAAUCUGAUCAAUCUUCUCCUGGAGAGCAAAAUUACACCCAUUGUCACGCUGUACCACUGGGAUCUUCCACGGGUGUUACAAGACAAAUACGGAGGCUGGCAGAACAUCAGCAUGGUCAGUUACUUCAACGACUUUGCCAACCUAUGCUUUGAAAGGUUUGGAAACCGAGUCAAGUAUUGGAUCACAUUCAACAAUCCGUGGUCUACAGCCGUGGAAGGUCACGAGACGGGGGAACACGCGCCUGGGCUGCAGCUGAGGGGCACGGGGCCUUACAGGGUGGCGCACCACAUGAUCAAGGCGCAUGCUAAGGUUUGGCACACAUAUGACACCCAGUGGCGGCAUAAACAAAAAGGCCUGCUUGGGAUCUCUCUGUCUGGGGACUGGGGGGAACCCGUUGAUAUCACUAAUCUGAAGGACAUCGAAGCAGCUGAACGAUAUGUCCAGUUCUCCAUGGGCUGGUUUGCAACACCCAUCUUUCAUGGGGACUAUCCACAAGUGAUGAAAGACUACAUUGGCAAGAAGAGCGCUGAGCAGGGUCUGGGAAGUUCACGACUGCCAACCUUCUCGGCCCAGGAGAAGAGCUACAUCAAGGGCACCAGCGACUUUUUGGGUGUGGGCCACUUCACCACCCGGUACAUCACACAGAAGAACUUUCCUUCUAGCCGUGGCAACAGUUACUUCACUGACCGAGACCUGGCUGAGCUUGUCGACCCUCAUUGGCCCGACCCUGGAUCAGAGUGGCUCUACUCCGUACCCUGGGGCUUCCGACGGCUGCUCAACUUUGUUAAGACCCAGUAUGGAAACCCCAUGAUCUAUGUGACAGAGAAUGGCGUGUCAGAGAAGACGUUGUGCACAGAGCUGUGCGAUGACUGGAGGAUUCAGUACCACAGGGAUUACAUAAACGAGUUGCUGAAAGCUAUCAAGGACGGCGUGAACGUCAAGGGCUACACGGCAUGGUCCCUGUUGGAUAAGUUUGAGUGGGAUGAAGGCUAUUCUGAGCGGUUCGGGCUGUACUACGUGGACUUCAGGAACAAAAACAAGCCACGAUACCCCAAGGCCUCAGUCCAGUACUACAAACGGAUCAUCAGCGCCAAUGGCUUCCCCAGUCAGAGAGAGGUUGAGAGCUGGAAGAGGAAGGCGACCGAAACCUGCUCAACCAGCAACCAGCUGUUAGCUACAGACCCCCUGACCAGUCACAUGGAGAUGGUGACCGAGAUUGUCGUUCCCACCGUCUGCACCCUCUGCAUCCUCCUCAGUGCUGUGUUCCUAAUGUUCCUGCUGCGUAGGCGAAACUAAACAACUGCUCCAUUUGAAGUGGUCCACCGCACACAUGCACGCACGAGCAAAGUCACAGGCGGCUGCGAUGCGCUGUAUGCAUCAGCGCAGCGUAGCCACAGCGAUAAGAUCUGGACCCUCACAUUAAGGGCUAUUCCUGUAACUGUUGCCUCACGUCCAUAGGACGCAUUAUCCUUGCAUGUUGUGUUUUUUGAUUAAAUUAUUGGCAAACUUCAAUGUGGAGGGAUUCAGGCUUGAGGUGUAGCGUGAAGAUUAAGAUGGUUGAAGCUUUUGUUAUUGAAAUAAACCUUAAAGGUUGGUGAAGAUGCAGUUUAGAACCUGAGCUGAUAUAAAUCAGAGCUGGAAAUAGCAGGUGAAAUGUCUUCUUUGAUAAAAUAUGAAAAUCUGAAUUUAAGAAUAGGUAUACAACAGUAGACUUGUGAAAAGCCAAAGAAAAUCUCAAAAUGGCUACAAAUAGCUGUGGUGGGGAAUGUGUACCCCCCCCCAACCCUAACGUCCCUAAGGCCUCAAUGAGUUUGUAGCCUCAGCGUUCUUUUCUUUUUGUCUAAAAAAGCUCAGAGCAUAAUAAUGUAAUAAUGAUAAUUUGACAUACAGAGUAUUUCAUGCAUGAGGCUUUGGGAUUGCCAUGACACUGUGCUCAGUGAA
Molecule: messenger RNA, 2534 nt
Organism: Paramormyrops kingsleyae
Lineage: Eukaryota; Metazoa; Chordata; Actinopteri; Osteoglossiformes; Mormyridae
Gene: lctlb
Product: lactase-like b
Biological process (GO): carbohydrate metabolic process
Molecular function (GO): hydrolase activity, hydrolyzing O-glycosyl compounds
Source: RefSeq, a predicted model, not a curated record